AGUAGGUGAGUGUCUUUGGCUUUCUCUUAACAGGAAUUUUGAAAAGGAGGCCUGCCAAGAUGCCGGAGGGUGGUGACGCCGGAAGGGUCCUGACCAUCGAGGAUCUCAUCGCAGCCCUAGAUCGAUACGAGAGGACCCCGAGUAACGUUCCGAAGGUUGAGACCUUCCUUUUCGAUGGGGAGAGGGUCUUGGAUUGGCUAGAUUUGGUGGAGCAGGCAAUGGUGGGACUGUCAGAUGAGGUCAAAUUUCAACGCGUUAUGAGGUAUGUGCUCCAUAGGCACCACCAGGAAGUGGAGAAGGUUGUGGACGCUGCCCAUGGCAGCUGGGCAAGAUUCAAGGAGAACAUGCUGCGCAAGUAUCGGUUGGGUGAUGGGUUGCUUACCAUCCAAGAUCUUGAGGGGAUGAACAAGGAUGACUUUACCACGAUAGGGGCCUUCGUACAAGAGUUUAAGAAGAAGGCGAGGAAAGUUCACGGGAUCUCUGAGGAAAGGCAGUGCGCUAUCUUUCUGGGGCUGCUCACUGUGUCAGAGGCAGCCGAACUGAUGAGCCAUGGAGCAGGCAGCGCAAAGCUUACCUGGGCCACCAUCGACAGAGGAGUGGAGGAUGGGAGUUUGGACCAGGUAGAGAAGCAUCAGAUGCGCCUGCAAAGGAGGAAAAGAAAGGAAAGGGAUGCUACUGCAUCAGGGACCCCGGGGGUGAAGAGGAUUAUCACUGAUGUACUUGCGGCAUUAGGCUAUGGCCAAGAUACCGAGGCGCAGAGAAAGGCGGUAGCCGUGGUCCAAGGCCGAGGGAAAGAGGUGGGGGAUGAAGGCGCCAGGCAAGAGGAUUACGGUGGGGAGGAGACGGGGCUAGUGUGGCAGGAGGAGGAGGCCAAGGGCAAGGAGGACAGGGCAAUGGUGGUCGGGGACAAGGAGGCCGAGGGGGUGGCGGACGAGGCCGAAAUGGAGGAGGACGUGGCGGCAGAUGGAACAACCAAGGGGGCCAGGGCCAAGGAGACCAAGGUCCAGGAGGAAGAGGAAGAGGAUGACGACACGGAGGAUGAGAGACUCCGUCAGGAGGAGGAUCGGCGGGAGGAGCAGAGAGCGCAGAAAAAAGAGGCGCAUGAGAGAGCCGAGCCAGGUCUACAGGAUGGUGUGCCCAGGAAAAGAAAGUACACUGUCAGGUUGGAGGAGGACUUUGACGUAGAAAGGAUGGUGGACCGGCUCCUUGAAGGUCAUAACGACCUUAUGAACUUAAAGGAUAUUCUGGCAUCCGCACCAAGACUCCGGGAAGAGUUGAAAGGGCGAUUGUCUCGAAGGCUGGUGCCCAACGUGCAUUUGAGCGUCAUCCUGCCCAGGGAAUUGGGAUGGACACAAGCUGGGACGAGGAUGGACUGGAAGUGCGCGCCAUGCAGACUGGUGGACUUGGUAAUAAAAGAGAAAAAGUGCGUGGCGAUAAUGGAUACGGGCGCUGAAAUGAAUAUCAUUAGGAAAAGAGAUGCGCUCAUGCUCGGGAUGGAGAUCGACCGUGCAGAUCAUGGUGUGCUGCACGGGGCUAAUUGCAAAGCAAUUUUUUGUGGCACAGCGUUGAAUGUGAUCAUAGAAAUUGGCAAGGUGCUAGCAAGGACGAGCUUUUUCGUCAUGCCAGAUGUAGACCAUCCUAUCCUUCUGGGCAAAUCGUUCAUGUGCAGGACGGAGACCCUAAUCUUCAACAAGCACGACGAAAUGAUGAUAUUGCUCCUGAGUGAUCCAGACUGUGGGAACUACGAAGUUGUCACCUGCCGGAACACGGGGCCAGGGAGCGAACGGAAUAGGUCUAACCCCGGCUCAUUCACCUAUGUGGAAUCGGAAAACGAGCGGCGGAGGCUCGCGGAGGAGUCCGAGGAGGAAGGUGGGGCAGAGGUGCUGUCACUAAGCCUUACAGACGUAAGCAAGGCUAUGGAGAUUGUGGCGGCACAUGAGAUGGCGGAUCCGGAGGCCAUCAAGGCCUUGCGAGAGCAUGUUUUGGAAUGCCCGCAGGCAGGAGAGGUGGAGCUUAUCUAUCGGCUUCCCGGAGGAAGAAAGGGGGGACGGCUCAAGCAGGGCGCCCAAAGGCAGUACAAAACGGUAGAUAAGAAGUGUCGCCCUGUUCCCGUGCUCGUUACGGAAGAUGAAAAGGCCUAUUACGAGCGGGAGCGAGGAUUGAUACGGUGGAUGCAAGAGCAGGCGUUGAGGGAUCCAUGCCGUAUCAAUGAUGGAAAUGAAGGAGAGUUAAUAGUCGGGGAGCCAGGUUUUCUCUCGCCUCAGGAAAGGAUGCUGAUGUUGCAGCUGAUGAAGAAAAGGCAUCGCGCAUACGCCUUUAAUGACGACCAACGUGGGAGGCUGGAUGUGGACAAGAUCUUGAUGAUCCGGAUCCACACAGUUCCCCACAAGCCCUGGAACUUGAGGGGUGCGCGAUACCCAAACCCUGAUGAGGAAAAGAUGGUGGUGGAUUCUCUGGAUGGCAAGAUGCGCACGCAUAUUGCCGGCUACUCUAGUGGUCCGUAUGCUUCCCCUUGGUUCUGCUUUAUUAAGCCAAACGGGACGCUACGGUGGGUACAGGAUUUGCAGCGGCUGAACGCAGUAACGGUGCGAGAUGCGAGAGGCUUGCCGAACGCAGAUGCACUGUCAGAGUCAUGCGCAGGGAGGCCUAUAAUUUCACUUAUAGACCUUUACUCCGGGUAUGAUCAAUUUCCUGUAUACCCACCCGAUAGGCCGGUGACGGCGAUGCACACUUCAACGGGGCUAAUCCACAUGAAUGUGGUUCCUCAGGGUUGGACAAAUGCAGUGGCGAUGGUGCAGAGACAUAUGAUCAGGGUCAUGCAAACAGUCAGCCCGCACAUCACCCAGCCCUACAUCAACGACUUGGCGGUUAAAGGGCCAAAAGAAAGAGAGGAGGACGAGGUGCAGCCCGGAGUGAGACGCUUUGUUUGGAGGCAUAUCCUGGAUCUUGAUCUAGUCUUGGGUCUGCUAGAGGAGCACAACCUCACUGCAAGCGGGCCAAAAUCCAAGCACUGUAUGAGAGAAGCCACCAUCCUAGGGUUUGUCUGCAACGAGAAGGGUCGGAAGCCAGAUGUGAAGAAGACAGACAAAAUCUUAGGAUGCUUGGUGGAAGAGGUAAGGACAAUAGAGGAAGGGCCUCUUCAGGUAGAGGAGCAUGAGCAGUUAAUGGGAGGGAUGUAUCUGCUCAUUAAUACACUCCUGCAAGGGGAUUUCGACCGGAGAGGCGCGUUUAGUCAUGAGGAGGAUGAAAUCCUGAUUUUAGAAAGUCAGGAUGACGAGUUCGAAGAAGGGGAGAUUAAGGAGGCAUUCCGGGCAGAGGAAUACGGCGGGAUCUAUCUCGAGCUGGGCCUACUUCUAUCCUGUGAGAUGAGGGACAGGGAUGCUAGCGACAAGGCGCAGAAGUUGAGGCACCUCUACGUGGUAAGAGAUGGACAUUUGUUCAUAAAGCGGCAAGUUGGGAAUCCCAAGCGGAUUGUGUGCGGGAGGAACCGACAAUUAGACAUCAUAGCGGCAUUACAUGAUGGUAUAGCAGGUGGGCACAGAGGGGUGGAGUUCCACCAAGUUACAGAGGAUGACCUACUGAGGCCCUCACCACAGGCACCAGAGCAGAGGGAGAGCGAGGUACCAGCAGCGCCUUUCAGGAGUCUGGAGGCCCACUUAGACACGUCCCAGUGGGAGGCCCCUUCAACAGGAGAGAGCCCUACGGACCCAUCAGGAGGGGAGCAGACUCGCCUAGAGCCUGAGGCGGAGCCACUCGGAUUGAAGGGGGUAGGUGUAGAAGAUGUCAUUGUGGUGGAAGGUAACACUCCCCCUGACUCCCCAGCUCGAGCUCAGACACGGCGGUCCUGGCCAGAGGGCGUCGCGGAGCCAGACAGCCAGGAGGCCCCAGUACCACCAGAGGCCACUAUGUCACCCAGGCAGGAGGUUGAGGCGAGAGGGUCAGUGGAGGGGUGGAGGACGGAGCCUCGCCUGAUUGUCGACUCACGCUUAGCCGCGCACGCAGCCGAGCACCCUGACAUUGAGGAGCCCAGCCUGGUAGGGCCAUCAUCGGGCCCAGCAGGUACUGAGUUAGGAGAGGGUUUGCAGACUGCGACUCGAGAGGUCACGGAGGCAGGCACAGGAAAGGAGCCAGAUGGAGCCGCCCGGGUACGAGCUCACCUUGAGGAGAUACAUGAGCGCAGGGACAAGAUGGAGGAUGCAGGGAUAGCGCCAAGGCCACCAGUCACCCCAAAGACAAGUGAAGAGAGGAUUGACGAGUUAUGGGCCAGGUAUGAGGGACGGAGAGAGGCAGCUCGCCAGAGGGCACGAGAGGCGGGCCAGGCGGUUGAGGGUGCCGACGAGGCAAUAGAGGUUGGGGAAUUGGGGUUUUCUGCUGCCAGGGAGGCCAUCAAAUGGGUAGACAAAGGGAUAAAGCAGACAUUCAUUGAGGCCUUUCACAGGUACUCCCUGCUUAGUGACGAGUUGGCUCUCAGGAAAGAUGAGGUGGAACAGCUAACUGCCCAACUCGCAGAGGAGAAAGCCGAGAACAAGGCCAGGCAAGCUCGCCUGGAGGCGAAGGAGGCUGAGUGGGAGGCAAAGCUCAAGGAAAUGGCGGCCGCAGUGGAAAGCUUACCGCCACCAAAGGAGGUGCAAGGGCUUUUUGGCCAAGAGGGGGCAGCAGAGGCAUCUCGGAAAGAGAAGUUGGGGAAGGUAUUUCUGGACCCAGUAGAGCCAGAGGACAGAAAGGAAGCCAACAAGGAGAGUUUUGAAUUUAGGGCUCCCACUGAGCUGGCUUCACAGCAGGAAGCCGCUACUUCGGCAGACGCUCCUAUGGAGGUGCUGACCCAAGAACCCCAACCUACAUCAGUAGGAGAAGGGGAGGCAGAGGAGUCAUUAGCAAUCCUUCUGAACGUACAGGAGGGGACACUCACCGGAGCGGUAGGGUCUCCACAGCCGGAGGCACAAGGGGAGGAACCAUCACGCUUGGACGAGUUGGUUGCUGCCAUGGAAGUGGAUAUGCCGCCAGAGAGGCCUCAGGAGCUGGAGGCCCCAGAGCACGAGCCAAAGUUGGAAGAGUUGAGGAUACAGCUGGGCUCGUGGGCCACUGGGACCGAUUCGGGAGGUCCGACUACUGAGCAGCGGCAGCAGGAGGCCACGAGCCAGCCUACUAGAGCCACUACUCCCAGGCUCCGGGGCCCAGAGAGGGGGAGGAGGAAGCCAUAUUGGAGGUAACCCGCGAGGGCCGGCCACUGAGAUUGGAUACCCCUGAG
This is a messenger RNA of Chara braunii, 5248 nucleotides long. Lineage: Eukaryota; Viridiplantae; Streptophyta; Charophyceae; Charales; Characeae. The record is from the annotation of a GenBank genome assembly.